Fusarium verticillioides 7600 is the source of this 3461-nucleotide messenger RNA. RefSeq lists its product as hypothetical. NCBI's taxonomy places the organism in Eukaryota, Fungi, Ascomycota, Sordariomycetes, Hypocreales, Nectriaceae. The transcript is spliced from 2 exons. The coding region runs from base 519 to 3029 and encodes 836 amino acids. The record is from RefSeq and is a predicted model, not a curated record.
CUUCCUUGCACUCACUCCUUCUUGUUCGCUACCUCGACCUUGUCUUCUCUGCCUUUGCCUCCGCCUCCGCUCUCCAUCUUCAUCUCCACCAACGACCGCCGAGCCAUUUUUCUUCUGUGUCUUCCUCCUUUCCUCGCAACUCUCGACAUCCUGGUUUUUUUUCCCUCGUCUCGCUUGUCCGUCCCUGACCUGACCGACUCGCCGUACAAACCUUCAGUACCUGCACGAAGUUGGAGCAAGUAGGGCUUUGUCGUUUUGUAUCACAAGCGGUCGCUUCUGUUUCGUUGCUCUUUGUCCGAUACUUUUUGCAACGUCCGGUUUUUUGUACUCAGGAUCCUCGAGUAGAUCCAAUCCCCUGCACUCCCGAUUUUGUCUUGCUUCCAAUCACACUAAAUAGCCUUAAUGGCUUCCUCGAGACUCCCCUAAACAAUCGAUUUCGUCUGCGUUCGCGACUCCAAAAACUCCAUAGUCCGAGGAGCCAAUAUUAGAACACAACCUACUCGAGCUGACAGUCGAGAAUGAGCGGUCCCCCUCCGCCGCCUCCGCCUCAUGGCGGAGUGCCAAAGGGCUCUGGCUUGCCUCCGGGAAAAUAUGACAUUUUUGUUAUUCCCGAGCACUCUUCUGGAGGCGGAUUCUUGUACCUACCAUCUAUGCAGCCGAAUGUGAACAGUUUCGCAGCUGGAUUCGCUUCAGCCCUGAUCCUCGUGGUCCUUGGCCAGACUUUGGCGCCUGCUUUCCGUACGUGGUGGGAAGGCUUCCAUGGAUUAGGAAACAUGGCAAUGGCAAUGCUGGUUGUGGGUGUUGGCUUCGGUGCGUGGGCUCUUGGUCGUUUCCAAAAUCAGGAUAAGGGGUUUCCAGGUAGUGGAGGUGGUUUUAGCGGUCCGGGAAAUUCUGGCCGUGAUAGCCAAGGCGGAUGGAGUUCGGGCUUCCGUUCAGCAAAUGCUGGAGCGCCCCCUCCCCCUCCUCCUCAUGGCACUCCUCCUCCACCGCCUCAUCAUGAUACACCCCCAAGGCCACCGCCUCAUGAUGGUCCCAAGACAUCUUGGCAUGGCUCGCCACAUUCAGAACGGCCCCCUCCUCCUCCGCAGCCAGAGCCUCAACCCACUUCGCGAGAUGAACCCGAGCCACCUCGACCACCUCCCCAGGCUCGACCUCCUCAACCACAGACGCCUCCUGAAACGCCACCCCCGAAACCGAAAUCGAAGAAGUCCAAAUCCAAACCAAAAGACCCUCCAAGAGAUCCUCCAAGAGAGCCGUCACCUCCACCAAAGCCUCGCGCUGAGACCCCCCCUCCACCAAAACCCAAGGCCAAACCGGAACCCAAACCUGAACCCAAACCAGAGCCAGAGGCAGAACCAGAGCCGGCUCCUGCACCCAAAGCUGAAAAGUCUGAGCGUGAAAAGCAAAAGGGUUCGUGGGAAAAGGCUCGCGAGGAGAUGAGGAAGAAGGAGGAAGAGCGCAAAGUCAGGGAAGCCGAGCAAAAGCGACGUGAAGAGGCCGCAAAGAGACUUGCUGAGCUGAGGGCGAAGGACGCUAAGGAACGACAAGAAAGAGAGAAGGAGAGGCAGCGCAAGGAGCAAGAGGCCCGUGAUAAGAAGGAGCGCCUCGAAGCUGAACAGCGGGCCAAGGAACUUGCCAUCAAGCUCGAGGAAGAGCGACGAGAACGGGAGCGCCUGGAGAAGGAAGCUAAGGAAGCCCGUGAGCGAGAAGCACAACGAGAAAAGGAGGCUCGCGAACUUGAGGAGAAGAAGAAAAAGGAAGCCGAAGAGCGCGAAGCAAGACGCAAGAAGUUUGCCGCUGAACGAGAGGCUUUGAGGAAGAAGGAAGCCGAGGAGGCCAAGCGACGAGAAGAAGAGAAGAAACAAAAGGAGCUGGAGAAACAGCGAGAGCAGGAGAGAUUAGAAAAGGAGAAGGCUGAGAAGGAGAGGAUCGAGAGGGAAAAGGCCGAGAAAGAAAAGGCUGAGAAGGAGCAGGCUGAAAGAGAACGAGCUGCACGGGAAACUGCUGAUCGACAACGUAUGAGCUAUGCCUACUCAGGCGUUGGCGAGAAGAUCAGCAUGUGGCCCAAUGGUCGCCCACCAGCUGCACCCAAGUCUACAACCUCUUCUACUUCCAAGCCUCCUCCAAGCGCCGCUUCUUCUCAACGAAAGCCUGGCCCUGUUCCCUCAGCCGCCAAGUCCAAUGUUUCUGGUGUCAGCACGGAGAACUCGUAUCGACCCUACGACAAGCCCAAGCAGCAACCGAAGCGUAGAGGCUCUGUAUCUUCGCUUGGUUCUGAGUCGUCGUGGGCGGCAUCGCAGACUACUGGUCGAACAACACCGCCCCUUUCGACACGUGCUGGUCCCUAUUCAACCAAGGAUCCUGACAAGAUUGUCAUCUCAGGUGUUUACCUUUUCAUGAACCAAUUCUCCAAGACGCCCGCUAGCCAACUUAUCUCGGGUGUUGGAACUGUAACCGACGGACUGAUCCUCCGUGUGACAACCGAAGGUCUUUUUAUCGAUGAUGACGUCCGAAAUGUACCACAGCGGGAAUGGGACGUCAAAACUUGGACGCUGAAACAAGUAGAGGUAUGGUGCCCCCCGCAUUGCUUGAAAUCGCCUGCUGCUUCCUCCCCCGCCCCCGGUACCAAACCGAACCCUUUGCUUUACAAAAUGGCCUCGUCUCGGGCACGCGAUCGUGGAGCAACUCAACCUCUCGUAGGUGAAGAAGCCGACGUUUACCUGACCGAGAUGCUGCGCGCAUGCAAAACUUGUUGUCGUCUUGGUUUAUGCAAUCGUACAUUUCGAGAUACUAACAUUACGUCUUCGACUGGCCAGACUGGAGAGUGGAAAUCCAAAGGCCUUCACCUACUACGGGCCACGAACCGAGAAGGAAAGCGAUACCUGUUCGUUAUCGACGAGACGGAGAGCUGGAAGAUAUCCACCGGGCUCCAGCGUCUUCGAAAGAGCCCUCUUGCCCAGCAGCUUGCAGUCAGUGGCAUGGCAGCUUCGGACGCUCGAGGAACGCUCGAGAUGCUUGGCUGGGCCUAAUAAGACCUUUCCGGAGUACAUACUCGCUUCGGUACAUAACUUUUGGGUCAGACGGUACCAAUACAGAAGGAAGAAUAGAAAUGUAGAAAGUGGUGGACAGCGCAAGGAUUUAUGGGGAGCCGGGAAAACCAGCGGUUACCUGGGUGAAAAACGAUGGAGUGCAGCAUUUGGGGCGACAUGGUUGUUGGAAUGUCAGUGAAUUGCAUAGCAAGACAGGAGUACGGGGCAUUGCGGAUCUGGGUUUGACUGACUGGGCUGGCCAACUACCAACUCUGCGAGUGCGUCUGCUCGAGGUCAGCCCAGGCGUUUAUGUUUUGUUGCGAGCAUUCUGAUUCUGUUCAUCAUACCCCUUUGGCAUCUUUGAAAAAUUGGAUCAAGGAUAGACUUUACGAUGAAAGACAUGACCAUAAUAAAAGGACUUUAAUUUCUCAA